GUCAUUAUCACCGAAGCAGUAAGUUCUCAGGCGCGCAACAAUGGCUGCCACCGGCUCUUCCAAUACUUGACCGGUUCCCUCGGCCCCCAAAAUGCUCCUGGCGAAGCCGGGGUUGGUCUCUUCCCGUUUCCGGGAAAUUCGGACGCAGUGGUGCCGAAGGCGAAACGACGGCGCAUCGAUCUCGUCUUCCAUCCCUCAAUCUCCUCUCCGAUUCUUGGGACUUCCACAUCGGUCGCUUUUUCCCGCAGUUUUUGACUGAGAAUAAGGAGUUCACUGUGAUGGGUAUAAUCAGGCCAUCUGGAGUGGGCAAGUCCACAAUUAUGAAUGAGCUUUAUGGGUUUGAUGGAAGCUCACCAGGGAUGCUGCCUCCUUAUACUAUACUAUCAGAAGAUACUAGAGCCAUGGCAAGGCAUUGUACUUCAGGAAUAGAACCAAGGAUUUCUGCUGAACGGCUUAUACUUCUUGAUACCCAGCCUGUUUUAACUUCUUCCGUUUUAGCUGAGAUGAUGAGACCUGAUGGCUCAUCCACAGUCCCAGUCCUAGGUGGUGAAUCUUUAUCUGCUGAGUUGGCACAUGAACUUAUGAAUAUUCAGCUUGGUGUUCUACUAUCUUCCAUUUGUCACAUUCUACUGGUGAUGUCUGAGGGGAUCCAUGAUGAUAAUAUGUGGCGAUUGAUGUUGAAGGUUGAUUUAUUAAAGCAUGGCAUACCUGAUCCAUCUUCUUUAUCAGCUUCCCUUUCACAGAGCUGGAAUUUGGGUUCUGAAAAGGAGAAUAAAGAUAAAGCAAAUGAGGUUGAGGAGUAUUUGGCUACUCCAGUUUUUGUGUAUGCAAGUGGGUAAUCAAAUUCUUAACAGUACUAAAAAAUUGCUGCAUCUUUUUUCCAAGUAAACCAGAAUGACUGGCUCUCCCAUAGGUGAGUGGGCAUAUUUUGGCAAGCAAAAAUGAUUCAUCAAAUAUCUCAAGGAUGUGUUUUGUUUUACUAUUCUUAGCUCUCAUAAUCUUCACCCUGUCAUACUUCUUACUAUUUUCUGAUAAAAUAAAACCUUAAUAAAUUGGGUUUGA
Molecule: messenger RNA, 1062 nt
Organism: Mangifera indica (mango)
Lineage: Eukaryota; Viridiplantae; Streptophyta; Magnoliopsida; Sapindales; Anacardiaceae
Product: protein SMG9-like
Exons: 6
Coding region: 279-839 (186 amino acids)
Biological process (GO): nuclear-transcribed mRNA catabolic process, nonsense-mediated decay
Source: RefSeq, a predicted model, not a curated record